CGGCGCGGGUCCUGCGUGGAGCGUGAGCAAGAGGCUCGCGAGGCAGGAAGGCGGGCGAAAGCAGCGGCGGCGGCAGGGCAGAGCAGAGCGAGAGCACGGAGGGGGCCGGGCCGAGCCUGCCGGCUCCGGGGCCCAUGGCAGGGCCGGCCUGACCCGACGCGUCCGUCCCACACUGGCGCUUAGAGGAGGAGGAGGCGGCGGUACCAUGUUACCCAGCGGGGCCGGGAACGGCGCUGCCGCCCUGCCCCGGAGCUCGGUCAUGGGCAUGGCGAGGACGUCCUCGGGCCGGCCGGGCGCGGGGCUCCCCCGCGGGGCGAACGGCGGCGGCGGCGCUGCCUCUUCUGCUUCCGCGGCGGCGGCUUCUGCGGGAGUGCGCGGCCCCGGCAACGGGACGGGCCCUCCUAGCGGCCCUGGGGCGGCCGCGGGUCGCUUCGAGCGCGACCGGGACUUGGGGGCGGCCGUGGCGGCGGCGGCGGCGAGCGACAGCGAAGGCAACUCGGAGUCUGGCGAGGAGGAAGAGCUGGUGGGCGACCGGCGCGGCGUGAAGCGGACUUUGGGCGACAUGGAGCUCGGGGUGGUGGUGGGGGGGCCCGAGGCGGCGGCCGUGGCGGCGGCGGCUGCAGCGGCGGCGGCGGGGGGCUACGGCGGGGCGAGCGGCGCCGUCAGCGGCGCCAAGCCGGGCAAGAAGACCCGCGGCCGCGUCAAGAUCAAGAUGGAAUUCAUCGACAACAAGCUGCGGAGAUACACCACGUUCAGCAAGAGGAAGACGGGCAUCAUGAAAAAGGCCUAUGAACUCUCCACCUUAACGGGCACUCAGGUGUUGCUGCUCGUGGCCAGUGAGACAGGCCAUGUCUACACGUUUGCCACGCGGAAGCUGCAGCCCAUGAUCACCAGCGAGACGGGGAAAGCGCUGAUCCAGACAUGCUUGAACUCUCCUGACUCUCCUCCUCGGUCAGACCCAACCACUGAUCAGCGCAUGAGCGCUACGGGCUUUGAGGAGACGGACCUCACAUAUCAGGUGUCCGAGUCAGAUAGCAGUGGAGAAACAAAGGACUCGCUGAAGCCUGCAUUCACCGUCACCAACCUGCCAGGGACGACGUCAACCAUCCAGACGGCGCCCACCACUUCCACCUCCAUGCAGGUCAGCAGCGGCCCCUCGUUCCCCAUCACCAACUACCUAUCGCCAGUCUCUGCCAGUGUCAGCCCCAACACGGUAACCAGUGCCAACGGGACGGUGCUGAAAACCACUGGAACCAGUGCAGUAGCCUCCGGAGGGCUAAUGCAGAUACCCACCGGCUUCACCCUCAUGUCAGGUGCUCCACUCCCUCCCGGGACCCCUACCAUUCCUCUCACUCAGUUGCAGCCGCAUUCCCUUGCCCUCUGCAGCCAGCAGGGCCAGGUGGCCGCUGCAGCCACACCUGGACAGGUGCAGCAGGCACAGCAGACAGUCUUCCGAUUUCCAGCCUCCGCCGGAGGGCAGUUUGUCUCCCUUUCAGGUGGUGCCGUGGCUCAGCAAGUUCCCGUGCAAGCCAUCCAGGUGCAUCAGCAGACGUCUCCCACAACUGACAGCAGUACUGACCUCACCCAGACCUCUUCCAGCGGGACAGUGACCCUGCCAGCUACGAUCAUGACUUCGUCCGUGCCAACCACCGUAGGGGGCCAUAUGAUGUACCCCAGUCCUCACGCAGUGAUGUACGCGCCUACAUCAGGCCUGACAGAUGGUGGCCUUGCCGUUCUCAAUGCCUUCUCCCAGGCGCCAUCUGCAAUGCAGGUUUCACACGGCCAGGUCCAGGAUCAGGGUGGAGUCCCUCAGGUGUUUCUGACAGCACCAUCAGGAACAGUUCAAAUCCCAGUCUCAGCUGUCCAGCUUCACCAGAUGGCUGUAAUCGGGCAGCAGUCCAGCAGCAGCACCAACUUGACAGAGCUGCAAGUGGUCAACUUGGACACAUCGCAUGGCUCCAAGAGUGACUGAGCAACUGUGGGGGGAGGGAGGGGGAACCUGGGGGGCAGAAGGAGAGAGACAGAGGAGAGGGUGUCUCCCUGGCACCCAAACCCGCAGCGGCUGCCUCCGGCUUUUAAAGCCUGUGCGUGGCUCCCAAAGCUGCUCCCAAAGCUGCACCAGGAUCUCUGCGGUCCCUGUUUUUCUAUGGACUCUGUCACUUAUUUAUUGUUGCCUUUUUCACGUUUUCUUUCCUUUUCUCUCAACACUUCACACUGACACACACGCACAAAUACACACACACACAAAAACACAUAUUAAAGUGGCUGUUGAGGCCAGCGGCAGGGAGCUGAGCCUGGGCUGUUAAGGGGGGGGUUGCUUUGUUACCUUUGGACGCUGCAUAUACAGUGCUUUUAUUUGUGUGUGUGUGUGUGUUUGUUUGGUUUUGUUUUCCCCUCCUCACUCCAGCCAAAGAAACGUGUCUCUCGUGUGUGGGGGAACUUUACUCCGCCAUGUGUAUAUAAUAUAUAGAAGAAGAAAAACCUUCCGUCGUCAUCGCCAGAGCGGGAGCUCCUUCUCCCCCUCUGCACAGCAUGUCCACGAACUUCCUCAGCUCAGUCUGCAACCUGAGCAGCCAAGACUGUGGCAGGGAGAUAAACUGGGACGCAGAAGGGUCUGAAGCCAUCGUCAUCCAAAAGGGAGCCUCUUGUUUCUGCUGUCAUUUUAUUUUCACUUUUAACCUAUGCUGGAGCAAAGGGUCAUCUCUCUCUCUCUCUCCCUCACCCCCAUCACCCCCAGGUUCAGGUUGUCCAGCUGGCUGCAGCAAUGUGCCUUCAAGCAAAUCAGUGAUGUGUUGUGGCCUGGCCUCAGCACAGCGACCCUUGCCUCUUACGCUUGGCUUGCAAAGAGGGGUCGCUCCCGCCGGUGCCCUCCUUCCCCUUAGGCUCUGUUGUGGGUGGUCAGAAACUGGGCGAGGAGAGGCAAGAGCACAUUGGCGGCAACCCUGGAACCAUUCCUUCCCUCGAAGCUUGUGUUUGGUUGGCGAGAACCUGCCGGCUUUAGGAGCACGUGCCCCAGGGUGUGUGAGCGAGCAGCGAAACACAUUUCACUGCCAGUCAGGGCGCUUUUAAACACCGCCCUGCCCACUUCCUUGGGUCAUACCCAGCAACCAUUAAGCCCCAUCGUUGCAACGGAUGCAUCCUCUCGGGCAAGCUUUGUUCGUAUUUGCAGGGGCUGUCCCUCUUGAGAAGGUCGAGGAGUUGAGCCGCGGCCCUUUUUCUAAGUAAUCGGGGAGAAGGAUGUAAAGGAAAAGUGUCAGAAGCAGAGGGAAAGCUCUAUUUUUGUAAGUUUUGAACUCCACAGGCCUUCCCAAGGCUGUUGUGCCCACGAUUUGAGACCUCUCACCCCAUCCCCCCGAAAACAAGACGAUUCGUCCCCUUGAAAGUGUGUUCCGCCUGCACCUGCUGCUUCCGAGUCUACCGUCCUCAGUUGGGACUGGCUAGGACUCGGCAGGCUUAAGAGUGGUGGGAACGCACCUCCCCGGCAGGAGAAAGGCAGCGCCGGAUGAGUAAGGCGACAACCGCCGUCAGGUCUUUGUGCUUUAGAAAAUUCCUUAUUGUGUAGCUCCGUGGUUUGGGGUCAGCAAAUGCAAAAAACAAAACAAAAAGGGAAUAGCUGCAAGGGAGAUCAGGAAGGGCAUGGUGCUACCAGUGGGAGGGGUGUGCAUGUGAUGAAGCUAUCCCAUUGGGGAAAGCACUCUGCCGUUGGAUAGUUUUCUUGCCACACAAUCAUGCACUUCAUUUUAACCAAUCCGGAAGUGGCGCAGGAAAGGAAUUCUUUAUCCCCCUUCCACACACACACACACACAGGCCUACUUUGGAGCAAGGAGGCUGCAGACUUUUAGAGAAAGGAAGCAGCUGCUGAAAUCCUUUUUUAAAACUAAAAAAAAAGACAAAAGAAGCCUUCGGGGGGGCGGGAAAGGACUUUAUUUUUCUAAAUGUUAAACUCAGUAUUUAUGUAAUUCUCAAAGGAAUUAAAAGUCUGGCUCCUGUACAGUUUUCAUGGGGUUUGUACUUGGGGU
Messenger RNA from Zootoca vivipara (common lizard), 4019 nucleotides. RefSeq names its product serum response factor (gene SRF). Lineage: Eukaryota; Metazoa; Chordata; Lepidosauria; Squamata; Lacertidae. Gene Ontology annotation, molecular function: cis-regulatory region sequence-specific DNA binding; protein dimerization activity; DNA-binding transcription factor activity, RNA polymerase II-specific. Gene Ontology annotation, biological process: positive regulation of transcription by RNA polymerase II. The record is from RefSeq and is a predicted model, not a curated record.